Molecule: messenger RNA, 762 nt
Organism: Hepatospora eriocheir
Lineage: Eukaryota; Fungi; Microsporidia; Hepatosporidae
Source: the annotation of a GenBank genome assembly
AUGAUUCAUUGGUUUAGUGGUAUAAUAGAACCCUUAGUUAGUAGUCCUGUAGAAGACCUGAUAGAAUUUUUAUGUAUUAAAGGUAUACUCAAAAGGUAUGUAAAGUGUGGAACAUGUCUUCUAGAUAUGAAAACGAAACCAUACACUAGAAAUAGUGAUAGUGUGGCGUUCAAGUGUUGUAAUAGAAAUUGUAAUGAUUUUUCCAAGUAUGUUUCAAUAUGCACCAAGUCACUACUAUCAGGCUUCACUGUACCUCUAAGAGACUUUUUAUUAGUGGCUUAUAAAUGGUUUAAUAACCAUACACAUGAACAGAUAGGUACUGAGGUGAAUAUUAAAAAUAAGUCAAUUAUUAAAAUUAUUGAUUUACUUCGUAAUCAAUGUUUUAAAUAUAAGACAAAAAAUCCAAUUCGUCUUGGUGGUGAUGGUAUGAUUGUUCAAAUAGACGAGAGUUUAUUUAGACAUAAACAAAAAUACCAUCGAGGUAGACAACCAACAAGAGAGAUUUGGGUAUUUAGACUAGAUGAUUGUUCAUUUAUUCCAGCAAAAAUCUCAUUGUAUGUUGUUCCUAACAGGACUGCUAACACUCUACUACCAAUAAUAGAACGAGUUUGUGCUUCAGGAACAAUAAUCCACAGUGAUCAGUGGAAAGCAUAUUUAGGCAUAAGUAGUAAAUUAAGACUUGCACAUUUCACUGUUAAUCACAGUGAAGGGUUCGUAAAUCACAAUAACGGUGUUCAUACACAGAACAUCGAAAGUAUAUGA